This is a messenger RNA of Phymastichus coffea, 2021 nucleotides long. RefSeq lists its product as uncharacterized. NCBI's taxonomy places the organism in Eukaryota, Metazoa, Arthropoda, Insecta, Hymenoptera, Eulophidae. The transcript is spliced from 4 exons. The record is from RefSeq and is a predicted model, not a curated record. The coding region runs from base 291 to 1886 and encodes 531 amino acids.
UUUAAUCUAUGGCUCAAUUAAUUGAUUCGAUAAUCGAUUAACCCCGGAAAUAAUCGAACGAUUAUUAAAAAUCGAUUAAAAUCGCCCAUGGCUACAUCAAAUUAGGAUCGAGAAUCAAUAUGACAAGUAGUGAUUGACCUGAACGGUUGCCAAAUUUUCAGGGUUAUCAAUUGUUGACGAUUAUAUUAUGUACAUGAUAAGCUUGUGAUUGCUAUUUACUUUUAAUCCUUCAAUAACAUUCGUUUGUUAAUUUAAAUAAGAAAACAAACUACGCACGAAUUUUCCAAGAAAUGCCUCAUAAUGUAUUAGAACGCGAGUAUCAGAUAACAGCGCAGAAGCGACAUGAUAAGAAUCUGAAGCUAGAUUAUUACAAACAAAAUGCACGAUAUUUCGAACGUGAGGCUGCACUUGCUAAGCAAUUCAAUUCGUGGACAAAAGCAGAGCCGGAUAAUUACAGCAAAAACUUGAAAAGAAGUAAGCAUAAGGAACAAUUGCAUGCGCGGAGGGAAAAGCUUAAAAUGUUACUUGCAGAGGAGGAACAUCUCUAUAAAUACAAGCUUAGUUUACAAAACUGUCAAAAACAACAAUCCAGCGGAAUACUUUCUCUCGAACAGCUCAAACGUAAUCUUUUAGAAAGAAGGGCCGAAGAAAGCCUUUAUUAUCCUAACUCCUAUCGGAAUCUGCAAGUUCCCGGUUGCACUUUAACUGAUAGUUCCUAUAAGUUGACCAAGGAAUAUCAUGUUGGUCACAAGCCAAUCAGCGUGAACAGUCAAAAGCAUAUUCGAUUUUCAUCGAAUCCUUCUAUAGAAAAAAUUAUGUACAGCAACGCAGAGUAUGAAAAAUGGCCUUUUGCCAGAUCGACCUCUUCCAAAGCAUGGUCAGAAAAAAACUACCUAAAUCCGCGAUAUAGUGCUCGUUACUCUCGCCGAAGUCUGGAAGGUACAAACAUUUGUUUCAUCAAUAAAAUAGAUGAUUGCAGUUCUAGAUUUCAAAAUUUAGAAUUAACUGACAGUCCUACUUUUUUCGUGACUAACCGUCAAGAUAGUCGAGAAAAUAAUAUCAACGGAACUACAUUAAAGAAGAAUUAUGAAGACAACAACGAAGGAAUGAUACAACUUUUUAAUAAUGAAAAUUCAUUUCAAAAUACGGAAUUGCUGAGCAAAAAUAGUAAUAAAUGUUCGUCGUCAUCAAAUAAUGUAGAUGCUCCAAUCAUACCAAAUCAUAAAAGUUCUGAAUCACCUGUACUUGUUGAACAAUACGUGCCAAUGAAAUCAUUAAGUGUUGGCGCAUUAAGAAAUAAUAACAUGGAUCAGUAUGAAAGACUAAGUGAUUACAACAAACAAACUAACUAUACUGAAAGAAGUGACAUGUCAGUCCAGAUGUAUCGAUAUCUCAAGCACAAUGAACUAAAACGUCGAAUUCUAGAUCUCUGCAAACGUGAGAAUUUAUUUGUUAUUAAACAAUGCUGGAGCGAAGCCCUUAGAUUACGUGAAAUGAGAAAUGAGAUGAUUUUGUUGAAGAAUAAAAAUAUUUUCGAAAACUUGGAUCUUAAAAUAAACAAAGAGAUCAGGGAAUGUGGACUCCAAAUCAUUCGAACCAGAGAAGCGCUCAAUAAAAAAAGGACUAAACUUUGCAACUUUUUGUUUUACAGUGAUGAGGCGAAAACAAUGUGGAAACAUUGGGCUCAUGAAGACGAUGAACUAACCAAAAUCGAAAGCAACGUUAUAAAAGAUCUUAUGAUGCAGCAACUUGAAGAAGACUGGAGAAAUCUAGCCUUGCGUGACAAGAAUCGUAUGUCACAGUUAUGUUACAAAAUAAUGAACAAGUCUUAUUUGCAGGACGAACAUAAACUUAUUGAUGUCAUUCGAGUUUCAAACAACAGAUAAAUCCUAUCUAAUAUUAGAAAAGCGAAAAUCUUUUUUGUACAGAAUUGUUAAAUAUUGCCUAUGUAGAUAAAAAUGUUGAUAUAGCAAGAUUUUUAGUCAAUUGUUUAUUCUAAAAUAUAUUAAAUUUAAACAUGU